Molecule: messenger RNA, 4768 nt
Organism: Stegostoma tigrinum
Lineage: Eukaryota; Metazoa; Chordata; Chondrichthyes; Orectolobiformes; Stegostomatidae
Product: EF-hand and coiled-coil domain-containing protein 1-like
Exons: 7
Coding region: 388-2268 (626 amino acids)
Molecular function (GO): calcium ion binding
Source: RefSeq, a predicted model, not a curated record
UUUAUUUUACAUUUACUUUUGAAGUUACAUUUUUAAAAGAUAGCUUUUAUAUUUGUCUUUCAGAGUUACAUUUUUACGAUAUUUUAUAUUAGUCUUUUGGAAUUACAUUUUAAAGAUUUUGUGACAUUCAUUUUUAGAGAUAUCUUUCAAAGCUUUUUGCGUUAGCCUUUUGGAGUUACAUUUCGAAAAGAUGUUUUUGCGUUAGUCUUUUGGAGUUACAUCUGUUUUAAAAGACUCUACAUUAGUCUUUUGGAGUUACAUAUUUUAAAACUUUUUUGCGUAAGUCUUUCGGAGUUACAUUUUUGUUAAGAAGAAGACUUGUGCGUUAGUCUUUCUGAGUUGGGUAUAAAAAGGAGAAUUUGAAGCUUCCUCUCCCUCUGCUUGACCAUGUUGGGUUGCUGUGAUUCUCGUCCUGUCCGGAGAACCUCAUGGCUGGUCAGCGCCCUGUCCCAUCACUUCGGCUCCGAGGGCGGACAAGUGGACAACGAGAUCGUGGUGUUAGCCACCGGCCUGGACCAGUACCUGCAGGAGAUCUUCCACCACUUGGACUACGAGGGGGACGGGCUGUUGUCGGGAGAGGACUUUCGGGCUCUGUGCUCGGUGCUGGGGCUGGAGGAAGGUGUAGACGGGCCGCCCGAAGCGGUCACCUUCCGGCACUUCCACGCCCUCCUGUGUGAACCUUUCCACGGCCUCCUGGCCCGGGGGGAACCGGGGAACCGGCUGCCGGUCAGCCAAGAGACCGAACACAUCGAGAGGCAGAUCCGGCUCCGGUGCCCCCGCCGCCGCCGGAGGAAGAAGGAGAAGAAGAGCGUGUCUUUCCAGCUGCCCCGGGUCGGAGGUGAAGAGGACGUGGAGGAGGAGAGCCCUGAGCCCGGGGCCGAAGAGGCACAGCAAGAUCCCAGUGCGGGGGAGCUGGAGAAUGCCAGCCUGCGGGAGUUGGUGGAGGAUCUCCGGGGAGCCUUGCAGAGCAGCGAUGCCCGCUGCCUGGCCUUGGAAGUCGGUCUGCGGAAGGCUUUGAGCGGUUUCCCCGGGGCUCCGAGACGGCAGACCCAGGAACCGCGUCCGCCCGGCCUGAGCUGCUGUCCGGUCCCUCGCGUCUGCCCCGGUUCCCGUCACCUGCUCCGGGAGCUGGAGCUCAUCCGCGCGUCCCGGGACGGUCAGAUUGACGAGGCCAGGCGCUUAAACCGCCAGCUGGAGCAGGAGCUCCGGGAUGCUCACUGCCGCCUGGGGUACCGGGAGUACCGACUGGCCGCCCUCCGAGCCGAGCACGGCCGGCUCCGCGACAAAGCCGAGAGCGUGACUGCAGCUCUCCGGGCCGCCCUGGACAACGUGAAGGAGCUGGAGAGGAGAGCCCGGCAGGUCCCCGUCUUAGAGAGCCGGGUCCAGGAACUGCAGCACCAAAUGCAGCGCUACAGGUCACAAGAGGGUCAAGGCAGAAAGGACCCAGGUUUUCUGCGCCACUCCCAACACUGGCACAAAUAUUACAGCUCUCAUCAAAAUAAUUGGAGUCCCUCAUUCCAACCAGCACGGAGUCCGCCAACGGGGAAAGCAGAUUGUACCUCGGAAAACAGGGAAUGUUACGCCUCGCAGAAUGGAGAUACUUCCUGUAACAAAGAUGAGGGACAUUUACUCAGAGCAGUCGAGGGAUGCGCUGCUUCUGAUGAUGAGGAAGAGAGAGGUACGGAGGGUCAACACUGUCAGCUGAUGGAACCGAACAGAGAUGGCUGCAGUAGUGAAGGGUGCCACAGUAGCACAUUACGACAAUUGCUGUCUCACAACUGCAGCUUUGAGAACAGGGAGAAUGGUUCCAUGGUCUUUCUGCCAUGGAUGGAAAGAGAAAAGGAACUCACGACUCAGCUAAAGAACAAGGAGGAGCAAGUGACAGAGCUCCAGACUGAGACUGAGAAGUUGUCAUGUGCAAUGACCAAGGAACUCCAGCUGAAAGGGGAGGAGGUGGAAAUGCUGAGGAUAGAACUGCAGAUGGUUGAAACUGAUCGGGUGCGACUCUCGCUGAUUGAGGAGAAACUGACCGAUGUACUGCAGCUUCUGCAGCAACUGCGAACACUGAAUAUUUCCAGACGGUCGUUGGGAAAGAUUUUAAUGAACACUUUGGACUCCUGUUACAGUGUGGGACAUGGAAUGAUGAGCUCCUUGGACAUAUUGAGUGUUCUCCAUAAAGAAUUGCUGUCUUGUGAGUUACUCACCAAAGGUUCCUGUCAAACAGAAGAUGAGCAGAUCAUGAAGAAUUCCCUGGUGAUAUCAUGUUAGUGUAUGGAAAUGGACAGGUGCGAUUAAGUAGCAUUAGUCAUUUGCAGCAAUAAUCUUCAAUCUUUCCCUCUUGAGUAAUCAGUUGGCAUGUGGCCACAUUAUUAGGAAGAAACCGUUUGAAAAUCUAUCACUCAGAUUUACUUGUUCAUUAAUACUUCUGUACCAAAGGCUGGUUGAUCACAGCCUGGCACAUACAGGCAUUUGAAGGAAUUGAUGAUAUGCCAACUGUGCUAUCUUGGACUUUGACCAAACUUCUGGGACAAAAUUCUAUAAAUUUGUACCUGGAUCCACAACGACAAGCUGGUCAAUCUAAAGGAAGAACUUGACGGUACUUGGGAUAUCGUAGCUAAUGAAACCUGUUUUCUGAGUGGACAAAUAAGGUAGCCACAUCGUGCACAGAAAGAUCCCACAAAGAAGGCGACCGGAGUUAAUUUAGUCAUAGCUGUGAGAUGGUUGUUCAUCAGGAUAUUGGGAGAGUUCUCUGCAGAAAGAGGAGUGAUGGAUGUUAUGUGUCCAUUGGAACAGGUCGCUGAUGCCUUGUAAUGCCUCAUCUCACUGGUCACACUUCCAGCAAUUCGAUGUUGCUUCUAUACAGGACUGAACUUUUAACAGGAAGCAGAAUACCACAGAUGCCAGAGAUUUGAAAUAAAAAUGAAAUUAAAAAAAAGCAUUGGAAAAAGCUCAGCAGCUUCUGUGAAGAGAAAGAGACUUAUAUCAGAGAAGAUGAUGUGCUUAGUCUUGAAGUGUCUAUCAGCUAACCACAUUCCACAUAACGAUAAGUGGCUCAGAAUAACAAGGCCAUGAAACAAUAAAUGAAGCAUUAGGGUUUAUUUCUGAUGGGAGAGAUUUGAAAAUAAGUGAACCUUGAUUAGCCUGUACCUGGAACACUGCAUAUAGUCCUGGACACCAUAUGAUUAAAAAGAAAGAUAUUGAGACCCUGGAGAGGGUGUAAAACAGAUUUAUAAAGGAGAAUGCCACAUUGGACCGCUUUGCAGAAAACCAAGCGGAGGCUUGGGGACUGCUUUGCAGAACACCUCCACUCGGUUCGCAAUAAACAACUGCACCUCCCAGUCGCGAACCGUUUUAACUCCCCCUCCCAUUCCUCAGACGACAUGGGCCUCCUGCAGUGCCACAAUGAUGCCACCCGAAGGUUGCAGGAACAGCAACUCAUUUUCCACUUGGGAACCAUGAAGCCCAAUGGUAUCAAUGUGGACUUCACAAGCUUCAUUAUCUCCCCUUCCCCCACUGCAUCCCAAAACCAGCCCAGCUCAUCCCCUCCUCCUACUGCAUCCCAAAACCAGCCCAGCCUGUCUUCACCUCCCUAACCUGUUCUUCCUCUCACCCAUCCCUUCCUCCCACCUCAAGCUGGACCUCCAUUUCCUACCUACUAACCUCAUCCCACCUCCUUGACCUGUCUGUCUUCCCUGGACUGACCUAUCCCCUCCCUACCUCCCCACCUAUACUAUCCUCUCCACCUAUCUUCUUUUCUCUCUAUCUUCGGUCCGCCUCCCCCUGGCUCCCUAUUUAUUCCAGAACCGUCUCCCCAUCCCCCUCUCUGAUGAAGGGUCUAGGCCCGAAAUGUCAGCUUUUGUGCUCCUGAGAUGCUGCUUGGCCUGCUGUGUUCAUCCAGCUUAACACUUUGUUAUGCCAGAUUGAUAACACUUUUUUCUCCCCUUGAAAAGAGAAGGCUAGGGAAUGUCCUAUCAAUAAUCUUUACUAUUAUGGAGGAUUUUGAUCAUUCAGAAGAGCAUAACUAGAAGCCAUUUGUGUGAAAUUACCUCCAAGAAAUCUAACAGGGGAAAUAGUGGCAAAGAUACAAUGACAGGAUAGGUCCUGAUUGUUGAAGUUUUGGGGAGAACUUUCUGAUGGACCAAAUAAUACAGCUACAUAUAGCCUAGGCUGCUUGCUUUGGAUUCUUCACGUCAAUUAUUCCUAAGUGAUGGAAUUCCACAGAAGAGAGAGAGACCUUCCUGGGCUCCUCAUUGGUGGAGGCGCAGCCCUCUAAUAUGGAUACUUCAAAAGACGUCUGAGUUCCAUAAAAAAAACUCAAUUCCACACCAGCAGCAGUUACACUUAGACUUGCAUGGACCCCGAUGCUUAACAAAAUAUCCCAUGUUGCAGAAAGAUUACAAAGUUGUAGGGAACUUCUUUACCCAGAGAGCAGAACUCGCUACCAGAGGAAGCAGUUGAGUUGUAGAAUUUCAAACCAGUUAAGGAGUUGCCUAAAGGAGCUUGUAAGAGAGAAGAGAAAUGGAGGGCUAUGCUGAUUGAGUACAAUGAGAAAUGUGAGAAUAAGGUAUAGGGCUGUAUGGACUGUUUGGGAUGGAUGUCUGCUGCUAUGCUGUUGCUUCUCUGCAAUCUUCUGAUUUCAUGGGUUGUGUAAUUUGCCUAUUGGUAUAUACCAAAGCUGUACGAGCUGUGUACAUUUUAAAAACAACAAUAUUAGUUUUUGAAUCAGUGAUAAUGGGAACUGCUGAUGCUGGAGAAUCCAAGAUAAUAA